Messenger RNA from Enterobius vermicularis (human pinworm), 1530 nucleotides. NCBI's taxonomy places the organism in Eukaryota, Metazoa, Nematoda, Chromadorea, Rhabditida, Oxyuridae. The record is from the annotation of a GenBank genome assembly.
AUGUUGGUGAAUGAACCCGGUUAUGAGUUCUUGAAAGAACUUGGAUUAGAAGAAAAUUGUUAUGGUGUUUUUGAUGGUCAGUGGAGAGGAGAUGGCGCAUUACUGGAUUCUAUCUGCCCAGCAAACGAGAAGGUAAUUGCUUCAGUAAAGACAGCCACUGAAGAAGAUUAUAGCAAAGCGAUACAGUCAGCUGAAAAUGCGUACGAAAAGUGGUGUGAAGUACCAGCCCCUCAGCGAGGUGAUAUUGUUCGCCAAAUUGGUGAAGCAUUGCGACAGAAUCGGCAAAAUCUUGGGAAACUCGUAUCACUGGAAAUGGGAAAAAUACUAGCGGAAGGUGUCGGAGAAGUUCAAGAAAUCAUUGAUAUAUGUGACUUUGCACUUGGACUUUCUAGAUCCUUUGCUGGACACGUUUUUCCAUCUGAAAGACCUGGGCAUGCUCUUCUAGAACAAUGGAAUCCACUUGGUAUUGUCGGAGUUAUCUCAGCUUUCAACUUUCCAUGCGCUGUUUACGGGUGGAACAGCGCAAUAGCAUUAGUAUGCGGUAAUUCAGUGGUUUGGAAACCGGCUUCAACAACACCGCUCAUUGCCAUUGCCGUUACAAAGAUCAUACAAAAGGUAUUAGAGAAAAACGAUAUUAAUGGUGGGUUAUGUACGCUGAUUAUUGGGAAUGCAGGACGUGCGUUAGUUGAUGAUCGUCGUGUUAAACUAGUUUCAUUUACUGGAUCGACGGAAGUUGGUUUGAAAAUUGGAGAAAGACUUACUAAACGGUUUGCAAAGAUGAUCCUCGAAUUGGGUGGGAAUAACGCUAUAAUUGUGAAUGACGAUGCAAAUCUCGACAUGGUGAUUCCAGCCACAGUAUUUGCUGCUGUCGGAACCACAGGUCAACGAUGUACUUCAGCAAGGCGAUUGCUUGUACAUAAAGCGGUUUACAACGAAGUGGUUGGUCGGAUAAAAAAAGCGUACGCACAAAUUGAAACUAGGAUUGGAAAUCCCCUUGAUCCAAACACUCUAGUAGGCCCUAUGCAUACGAAGGAAAGCAUGAAAGACUAUGAGAUGGCGAUCGACGAAGCUAUUAAAAUGGGCGGAAAAGUAGCUUUCGGAGGCAAACGUCUAACAGAUAAACCUGGUUACUAUGUUUUGCCAACUAUUAUAACUGAUAUUGCUCAUAAUGCACCAAUUGUUCACUGUGAAACGUUCGCCCCAAUACUAUACAUCAUAAAGGUAGAAAAUGUUGACGAAGCUAUCCAAUUUAAUAAUGAAGUACCGCACGGUCUAUCAAGUUCUCUUUUCACACAAAAUAUUCAAGAUGUAUUCAAAUGGAUCGGGCCUAGAGGGAGCGACUGCGGUAUUGUAAAUGUGAACAUACCAACAUCAGGUGCUGAAAUUGGUGGAGCUUUUGGUGGCGAGAAAGAAACCGGCGUUGGUCGUGAGUCUGGUUCCGACGCUUGGAAACAGUAUAUGCGAAGGUCAACUUGUACGAUCAAUUAUGGCAAAGCUCUACCUUUAGCACAGGGAAUCAAAUUUGAAUGA